Molecule: messenger RNA, 2135 nt
Organism: Talaromyces proteolyticus
Lineage: Eukaryota; Fungi; Ascomycota; Eurotiomycetes; Eurotiales; Trichocomaceae
Product: XRCC4-like factor-domain-containing protein
Exons: 2
Coding region: 104-1828 (574 amino acids)
Biological process (GO): double-strand break repair via nonhomologous end joining
Cellular component (GO): nucleus; DNA ligase IV complex
Molecular function (GO): DNA end binding
Source: RefSeq, a predicted model, not a curated record
ACAUCUGCGUAUAUCUCUUCCCCUUGUAGAAUAUUUAAUUGGGAGCAUUGCAUUAUUAUUCUCUUUCAUAUUACUCUUCUCUCAAAUAGCACGGAGAGAAGAAAUGCCGCAGCGAUGGAAUAAACUUCCGUCUUCUACCCGUGCACCUAUACCUCCCCUUCUGUAUAGAUUCAUUGCCACCUCACAGGCCUAUGAGUUCUAUCUCACAGAUCUCACCUACAUAUGGUCUGAACGACUGAGUCACAAAGAGAUCCUGCAGAAAGCAGAAGACGCUGAGACAAGCAUCGACCCUAGUGAGGACGCUACCCAGUUUGACGUGUUCCUGCAGAAGAUCCGGGAUGCCCUUGAAGCAGUUGCAUCUAGCGGUGUAGACGUGGCAUCUAGCCGCGAGCCAAACUUGCUUGAAGUCACCACGACCACGCAGCUCCCACGCGGGCUGAAUCCGUUGAAGUGGACCUUCGUGCUUUCUUUGGAAAGCCCCGCUGAGUUCACCCGGCAUCUCCUUCUGCCUUUGCUGAAAAGUGAAGGGGAGCAUCAGAAACGCGAGAGAGAACUGCUGGGUCCACUAGCUGACAAGGACAAAAUUUUAUCCAAGAUCUUUGACAAGAUCGACGCUUCCCAGUUGGCGGACAUAUUCCCGGGCGUUGCUGGUCCUCGCGGUGCUAACCCUAGGAUAUCGGAUUUACUCAAACAUGUCAAAGGAGCUGCAAGGUUUGAUGAGGCUGAAUGGCGGAAGGAAAUCCCGUCCGGAGAGUUGGAUGCGAUGACUGCGGGAAGUAUUGUCGAUCAAACAUCCAAGUUUCUCGGGCUAGCUGCUUCCAAUGACCUCCAGUUUGCUGGGCAGCCAUGGUGGCAACGUCUGAGUGAAAAAAAGACCAGUUUCAGACAACUCUCACAAAAAGAACAGCCUCCAGUUCAAUCAAACCUGCCCACUGCUAAGAAGUUUGAGCAAGAAACCCUUGGCGUGGACGAUAGCACUGAGGACGAAGGUGAAUUUCAGCGCCAGAAAACCCCUCCUCACCUGAGACGUGAUAAUGCGACAACAAACGAGAAACCAAUCGAAGAUGAUCAUGCUAGUACCGAAUCAGAUGAAGAAGUCGAGCCUGUUUCCAAGAAGGAACGCAGCCCGCCUGGCCCUCAACAGAAGAAGCAGCAGGUGAAAGGGCUCGGUCGAAUAGGGGCAUCUCGAGUUACUACUCAAUUAUCUCGAAGCGAAUCACCUCCAUCACCAGCUUCUACUACUUCCACAGAUGCACCCAAGCUGUCUAAUAUCCCUCCCGCUGACGAAGAAACCGAAAGCGACUCUGUAUCUCCCUGGAGAGAAACACACCGCAUACCAUCCAGUGCAAAUGAAAAGCCUGUAAUGCCGAAACGAAAAGGCGGACUAGGAAAAAUAGGUGGCAAGAAACCAGAGCCCGUAACAGAGCCGCUAAGACACGAGUCUCCCCAACAAGCAAGCGCAAAAACAAUGCCUACCCAACCGCCCAAAAAGCUAGGUACUAUUGGAGCCAAAAAGAAACCCCCCAUUACCGGCCUGCCUCUACGAGAGACAAUCUCAGUGAAGGAAGGUAUAACUGCGUCAGAAGACGAGGGCGACGACUUGGACUCAGCGCCGAAAACUACACCAGCAAAGCUGAAACUCCAAAAAUCAUCAUUGCCGAGAUUCACAACUUCCAAAUCGCCUUCACCGAUACCAAAGAAGCUUCCAUCAAGUGAGCCCGAGGAAGAAUUGUCCGCACAGCAAAGGGCAGAUAAGAAACGUGAAGAAUUGAAGAGACAGUUGGAUGCAAGAAGUAAGGCACCUCAAAAGAAGAAGAGAAAGUUUUGAUUAGUGUUUCUUCGAGACUUAGCAAGAGUUUUAGCCGAGAAGUAGUCAACAUCUUCUAGGUUUUAUUUUUUGUUUUUUGGUUUUCUUGCUUGUGCGUGAUACCCAGAUAUUUGAUACGUAUUCAAAUGUUGAUCCAGUAGAGAUCAAUUGUCCACUGGUGUUGAACGUGGGCUAAUCAACUGUUGAUAUGCAAUGUUCAAGAUAUAAUAUUUACAGGCUACAUCAAUUGAUGUAGAUAAGUGCACAUUUAUGCUACCGAAAAUUGCCAACAGGUUCUAAGAGGGAUUUCUGGGGUCUAAGUGACCAU